Molecule: messenger RNA, 1374 nt
Organism: Thermochaetoides thermophila DSM 1495
Lineage: Eukaryota; Fungi; Ascomycota; Sordariomycetes; Sordariales; Chaetomiaceae
Exons: 1
Coding region: 1-1374 (457 amino acids)
Biological process (GO): transcription by RNA polymerase II
Cellular component (GO): nucleus
Source: RefSeq, a predicted model, not a curated record
AUGGAGUCAACGCUGGAGGUAUUUGACGUUCAAGAACGGGACAUUAGCGAGAUCACACCGCCGAGCUUCCCACAGCCGUCGGCGCCUUCGGUCGGAGGAUAUCCCCCCCACAAAAAGCGCGUGUCGGCCUUCAAGCAGCGACAGGCAAAGGCAUCCGCCGCGAAGGAACAGCCGAAGUCUCCAGAGUCGUCAUUGCGGAACAAUGCAUGGUUCGACGAGCGCCGCGGAAUUCACGAGGAGAACCAGGCGCUGCUCGACUCGAUGACGCCCGAGCAGAUCGAGGAGACGCGUAGGCAGCUAUUUGGCCAGCUCGACCCCAACUUCAUCCAGUCACUGUUGCGCCGUGCCCGGAUCGACGAGCCAACUAUUCCUGAGCCCAUUGACGCGGCAGCUCAAGAAUCGAAGCCGUCGUCAGCCACAGGCCCGCAGCCGAAAGCGAGACAAGUGACGGUUGAGGACGCGCCAGAUGAGGUGACAGCACCAAAGGCACCAGAGAAACAGGCAGAGACAUCGAUGCCGAUGGGAUCAUCAAGCGCUACAAAUACGAAGCCCUCAUCUGCCGAGCCCGCAAAACCCAAGAAAACCGUCACCUUCGACGAGGACGCCGCCCCGCUGAUACCCCCAGAAGACCUCUUCCCCGCGGCUAAUCCCCCUCCCCCGACGAAACCCAGCACCAAGAAAAUCGCCCGCCCUGAAGAGCGCAGCCAACUCGACGACGCCGAUAACCUCUCGCACAGCCACAAAACCCACUUCCCCCGUCCCCCACGCGUCCCUGACCUCGACCCCAAUGACCCUAACUUCCUCGAGAACCUCCACAAAAAGUACUUCCCCGAUUUACCCGCUGAUCCCUCCAAGCUAGCCUGGAUGGCGCCCAUCCCAACGCCGGACUCAGAUGCCGAUAAAGAGAGCCCAUACUAUCCCGGACAGGACUCCCUUCCGAUCUCCGCGCUGCGGUUCGAUUUCCGCGGCGCGUUGUUACCGCCGAGGGUGAGUCGAACUAUACCCGUGACAAAAGGGCUGCACCAUCAUGGUGAGGCACCCGAGGCGGCGGGGUAUACUAUCCCGGAGCUGGCCCGCCUAGCAAGGUCGGCGGUGCCGGGGCAGAGGUGUCUUGCGUAUCAGACGCUGGGGAGGAUUUUGUACCGGUUGGGGAUUGGGGAGUUUGGGACGGGAGAAGGAGGGAGGAAUGGAGAGGAUGAUGAUUUGGCGUUUGCGCUGUGGAGACUGUUUCAGGAAGGCAGGAUAAUCGAGAUAUUGGAGUGGGAGGCUGGGCAGCCUGAUGGGAAGGGGCAUUUGAGUGCCAAAGCGUAUGCCACAGAGGCCUUGUGGUUGUUUGAGAAGGGUGGGUGGAAGGAGAGGUGGAAGGGAAGGUAA